AGAAAAGAAGAGGGGGAGGGGUGGAGAGUGCGACUUACAGUAUAAAAAGGACUAUUCUUUGGCGAGGCAACGCAUAAGCCAAGCAAGACAUCUCCUCGACCAAGGCCCUAAAACCUGCACGAAAACAACCGAGACCUGCUACAAUGUUGGCUUUCCUGGCAAUUACCGUGUUGCUGCCUUUUCUUGCCUCCUGUGCGAAGGACCCGACCACAGUGUGUCUGCCGGACAAGCUUCAGUUUGCUACGUUCAACCUGAACACGGACGUGAGUAGUUUUAGUUGUAACAAAAUUGAAGCAAGAUUAUUUUAAGGCACCGAAUUGAUCGCAUGAGUUUUUUACAAAUUGCCCACGGAUUUAUGAAAAGUUUAUUAAUAUUUUCAAGAAUACUUCAGUUUUAUUUGAAUCUAUUUUAUUUUUAUUGUGUUUAAAUUAUGUAGUGGAAAACAUUUUUACAGGGUGAAACAUGGUUUAAAAUUAUCAUGCCAUUCUGAAACUCCAAAUGAAAUGGGAACCAGAACUUUUGACAUUAAAUACAACUAAAACUCUUUUUUUUUAAAUUAAUUACCCCAAGCUAAAAAAAAUAAUUUAAUCAAACUUUAAAUUUUUUAAAAACGUGUUAAAGAAACAACAGUAUAAUUAUCAAAAUCCAUAUUAAUUUUUAUGAAAAUUUCUCUUCGUUACCAUCAAUUAACUUAUGACUCUUCGGUACCAUCAAUCAACAUGAAUCUUCGGUACCAUCAAUCAACUUAUGACUCUUCGGUACCAUCAAUCAACUUAUGACUCUUCGGUACCAUCAAUCAACUUAUGACUCUUCGGUACCAUCAAUCAAUUAAUGACUCUUCGGUACCAUCAAACAACUUUGACAUUUGUUUGGCAGCAUUUUGUUUUUAAUUUUGUAAAAUCAUGAGUUGUUGAAGUUUUCGUUUUUGGGGUGUACCUUUUCAAACAAGAAUUUAAAAUAUGAAUGUUAUAUUUAUGUUUUACUGACCCCGACCCCAACACCCCCCCCCCCCCCCUAAGUUUUCGUUUUUUGGGUGUUCCUUUUCAAAAAAAAAUUUAAAAAAUGAAUGUUAUAUUUUUUUUUUACCGCCCCCCCCCCCAACCCCCCCCCCCCCCCCAAACACUCUUCAAAAAAUGUCCUCAGGUUGCUGGCGUUGGCGUCAUAGACUUCACAAAGAAAAUAAUGGCAAUGUCCAAUCCCAACUCGACCAUUGUUCAGGAUCUAGCUGCUGUAAGUAGACAUAAUAUCUGGACAUAAUAUGCAGAUAUAUCAUCUAGACGUGCGUUCUAUACAUAAUCUUGAGACAUAACCACCAGCCCUUACCUCAAGCAUAACGACGUAUAACUGUGGUAGAGGAUAUAUUGGACCUUGCACAUCCAUUGGGGAAUGAAUUACUCGAGGCGAAUAUUAUCUGUAAAGCAUCUAUUUCAAACGAUAUAUCAUUGCAAUCAACAUUAUAUGUCUCUUACGUGUGCUGUGUCCCUAAUUUCUUCAUUGGAUUUCCAUAGAGAAAAAUUUACUUCAAAGACGGGAAAGGCAACUGUAGAUCUAUCCCUAUGCCUGCUGACGACGUGCUACCCCAGUGUCUCCCAGGUAAAGAAACGCUCUUUGUCAGUUGUCGGCCGUUAAUAUUGAACAAGUGGUGUUGAAACACGACCACACGUUAUGUUUUUUUUUUUUCCAUUGGGUAUGAACAACGCUUUUUAAACUUUAGAAACUUGUAGGAGUCGUAAGUAUAGAAUAUGAGCAAGAGACGUUGUGAUCAGAGUAACUGUUGUUUCUAAGUCUGUACUUACAUACAUGUGCCAUGCGCAGUGCCCAGAUAGGCAAUACUUACAGAAAUGCUUGGAAGGUUGCACUUACAUACAUGUGCAAUGUGCAGUGCCUAGAUAUGCAAUACUUGUGGAAAUGUUUAUUUUAAAAAAACAGAUAGCCAUAAUAAAUAGUUUUUGAAAUAAAAACAGUGUAACAGUAUAUUAUGCAUGAAAAUUUUUCUUUCGGUGCUAUUUUAGAAUGUAAACGAAAUGUUCACUUUGAUAAGAGUUUAAACAUGUUAAUAACCGUACAGUCUUAUCAUGUGAUCACAUUCUUUCCAUCUCUGCGUGUCCACAGCCAAUGCCGUGUAUUUAGGCGAUGCGGCCUGGGGCUUCGGCCCCAACGCGUUGACCGAGGAGGCCUGGGAGAUCCCGUUUAACGGUGGCAUCAUGAGGCUGCUGUUGACCAACCAACCAGGCCAACCCAGAUACGUCAUGUUGUCCAAGACUAUCGACGGUAAGCAAGUCCUUGCUGGAAAUGAAUAUCAGGAAAUAGACUUUUGACGUGCACCCUUGUCACUGUUCAAUAGUCAUUCGUUCACGAAAUACUUAAAACCAUUGUUAUCUUUAAAACAUCAAGUUCAAAAUUUAUAUCACUGCUCUUUACAAGUAAAACGUAUUUGCGCCAUUUUGAUUUAAACCAUGAGAUUGAAUGCUUUUUUUCUUUUAAAUGAUCACAUUCAAAAACCCCUGAAAAGAAAGUAUUUCGUAUGCAUUCCUUAUAAAAUGUAACAUCGAGCCAAUUUAUUUUAUUUUUUUGGGGGGGGGGGGGGGGGGUAAGGGAAAAUUUGAAAAAAAAACAUACUAACAAGUGACGCACUUCAUAAGAAUUCCAAUUAGUGCCCCCCCCCCCAAAACCAACUCACAAACACACAAUUUUUUCACGCCCCUGAACUCUAUUAAUAAUCUAAUGACCCACCCGUCAUAGCACCGCAUAUUCAUCGGGAAUUUUCCUUCAUGCUCCCCUUGGAGGUUGGGAUUUGGGGCUGAAAUUUUGAUAGAAUGUGUUGUCAUCGGCACCGAUUCUAUCAGCCAAGUUUCAGCUCGAUAGCUUGACGGGAAAUGGGUCAAUUAGCCGUCUGAAGAUUUUGCCUGCCACCCAGUCAGUCACACAAAUACGAACGAGAGCGAAUUUAAAAUAAAGGAAUUUAAAAAAAAAAAAUCAAUAUUUAAAAAAUAGGUAAAAUCAUGUAUAGAGGAAUCUCACGAGAUUAAACUCCCCCCUUUUCAAGCGAUUAGAAUGGGCUCCAACCCCUCCCCACCCCCAAAAUUAGGAAUCAGAGGCACGCAAUGGGCAUGACAGAGAAACGAGAUGCAAAAAUUAAACGUAGAACGUGUUUGCGAUCGCAGCAACAAAAUUAUUAUUUUCUUUUAUCAAAGUUUUUUUUUUUCUCAGUAAGCACUAACUUUUUAAUUAUGUGCUUAUCCAAUCAAAAUCGAUACGUUACUAGUAGUUUAAACUUUGACCUCUUAGUUCCCACAUGUCCACGUCUCAUGGUUGGUUAUAUUUAUCCGUUAAUUUCAGCUCAAGGUCACGCCGAGACGAGCAUUUACCUCAACCCGACAGAAACCAUCACACAGACCAACCUGCUCACCAUCCCUGACCCCUGCCCCCCACCCACAGCUGUCUAGUGAUUGGAUGUUGGAUUUUGGCUGUUUUAUUUUGACAUUUUAUCCUUUCUUCAUAUCUCAAAUACCAAUAUUAUUAUACAUUAUUAUUAGAGAAAUAGAUAUAGAAUAAACAUCAAUAAAUGAUUGACUUAGUUUUGAAUUUUGAAAUAUUAUUUCUUAUUUUUGUUCCAUGC
Messenger RNA from Lymnaea stagnalis (great pond snail), 3619 nucleotides. Lineage: Eukaryota; Metazoa; Mollusca; Gastropoda; Lymnaeidae. The record is from the annotation of a GenBank genome assembly.